Molecule: messenger RNA, 19854 nt
Organism: Podarcis lilfordi (Lilford's wall lizard)
Lineage: Eukaryota; Metazoa; Chordata; Lepidosauria; Squamata; Lacertidae
Source: the annotation of a GenBank genome assembly
GCUGCCGGGGCUUGUUGCGCGCAGCUGCCCAGACGCGGCUGCAGUAGUAGCGGAACCUCUACCGGCUGCCAGGCGCGCGCUCGUGGAUCUGCGCGCUCUCCUUCCCGUCCGUGGGCGCCCGCAGUAGCUUCUGUGCUCUCGCCAUGGUGGACAGCAUCUACCGGACCCGCUCCCUGGGCGUGGCGGCCGAGGGGCUGCCGGACCAGUACGCCGACGGCCGCGCGGCGCGGGUCUGGCAGCUCUACAUCGGCGACACGCGGAGCCGCACCGCCGAGUACAAGAACUGGCUGGUGUCGCUGCUGCGCGCCCAGCGCUGCAACACGGUGCUCGACGUGGCCUGCGGCACCGGGUGAGUCACACGGCAGCAGGAGGAGGAGGAGGCGGUGCUGGAUCAUGACCCAGCUUGAAGGCCUGGGCUCCCUUCUCUCCAGGGGGGGUUCGUCUCUCAGGGUGGUCUAAUCCGGAUCCACGCAGGAUCAGGACCUCCCCCCCCAUUGAAAGCACAUGGCUCGACACCCCGCACCCAAGAAUCCUGGGAACUACAAUUUCCAGCGCCCUCUAACAAACCACCACUUCCCAGGAUUCUUUGAAGGUGUUCGCUUCAAAGGCAUCGCGUGUGCUUUAAAAGUGAAAGGAAAGCCCCCCCUCGCUUUGUUGUGGGAGAGGCGCCCCCUCCCGCUUAGGAAUAUGACACCCUGUCAGUGGGGAUUUAUGUAUAGGCUAAGUAGGCUGAAGCCUAGGGCCUUAGAUGCACUUUCUUCAAGAGGUAAGUUUAGGAUAAAAUCCUUUAUUCCUAUAUUAAAUGUACUGUGUACAGUGAUGUUGCACAAUUGUUUUCCAUUCUUGCUAUUCUGAUAGCAUCUAAGCAAGAAAUUCAGCAAGGUGUUGAACUGUUGAUGGAAGCAUACCCAGAAGAUAUUGACCUGAAACUUAUUUAACUUUGCACUUUCACCUGUACAUGAGAUAAAGCCAUAGGCUUACAGCAGAGCACUCUCUGUCUCAUACAGACCUUUAUCAAAUUAUAUACAAGGAAAAAAAUUCAGAUGGCCUUUCCUAAUGUGGAAGCAAUCUUGCGGCUAUUUCUUAGCUUCAUGGUCACUAACUGCUUGGGAGAGAGCUGUUUUUCAAGACUCAAAAGAAUUAAAAAUGAAUUAAGGGCCACGAUUGUGCUCACUGAGCAUUCUGUACAUUGAAAGUGACAAACCUAGACAAACAAAUUUUGAUGAAGUUUUCUGACGUCCUUUAGAGGAGAAAUUUUGAAUUGCAGAAUUUUAAAUACCCAUCAUCAUCUUUGGCUUCACUCAUUUUUGUUUAUAACACUCUUCCAUUUUCUUCUAGUCGUGGGGGGGGGGGAUUGGGAGGGGCCUCACAAGUGGAGUAGCCCAGGACCUUUCUUAAUCUAAAUCCGGCCCUGCCUGUCUCUGUGCUCCCAUGUUCCUUGCUCAGCUCUCCUCUUCUCCUUUAUUUAUUUACUUAGUAAAUUUGUAUACCGCUCUCCAUUUGAGGAUCACAGGGCAGUUUACAGUACAGUGGAACCUUGACUUACAUACCCCUCAUCUCGUGGACAUUCCAAGUUGCGUCCACGGCAAACCUGGAAGUAAACACUGGGUUUGCCGCGAUUCACGCAUGUGUGGAAGCGGCUUCUGCCAUCUACGUGUGCGCAGAAGCGGCUGCUGCCACCUGUGCAUGCGCAGAAGCGCACUACUGCUGAAUGCGCACACGCACAAGACGCCUCUUCUAGCAUCUCGUUUCGACCAGCGGACGGACCUCUGGAAUGGAUUAUGUCCAUAAGUAGAGGUUCCACUGUACAAUCGCCUUUCCUCCUUUUCUUUCUGGCUUAAUCCUUCCGUUGUUUAAAAGGCAUGCCUUGCCACCCAUAUCUCUCCCGGUGGGGAAUUUAAACACAUCUUAACCUCCUGUGAUCAUUUGACCAGGCAGGCUUAAAAAUGAAAGCUAUUCUUUUCAGUAAUUUUAAGUUUUCUGGAGUGAUCAUUUCUCAUCUGACUGGGACUCCUCCCCACUGUGAAUACCAAGCACGGAUGUAGGAGCACAGUUGGUAGAGCAUGAGACACUUAAUCUCAGGGCCAUGGGUUCGAGUCUCAGGUUGGGACAAAGAUUCCUACAGCAUUGCAGUGGGUUGAGCUAAAUGACCCUUGUGGUCCCUUCCUACAACUCUGUGGUUUUAUGAUCUGCUCUCACUACUGAAUAGCAAUGCAGGGAACUGCAUUGAGUUUACUUGGGGGAUUGUUUAAUCCAAAUACCCGAACGCUUUUAUCUCAUGCAGUGUGGACUCCAUCAUGCUUGUUGAGGAAGGAUUCAGGGUCACUAGCGUGGAUGCCAGUGACAAGAUGCUCAAAUAUGCCCUGAAGGAGAGAUGGAACCGCCGAAAAGAGGACGCUUUCGACCAUUGGGGUAUCUAUUUUUAUUAAAAAUCUUGCAUCCCGCCUACUUUUCAAAAGAAGCUCAAGGCGACUGACAAAACCAAGCAUUGCUGCAGUGCUGAAGUAUCUAUCAUUCCCCAUUCCAACCUGUCAUUAGAUCAAAAUGUUAACGCAAAAUAGCAGUACGGUACCCCAAUUGCAAAGUUCCCAAGCAGCUAUCAAAAUGAAAACAUCCCAAUACACCUAUAAUAGUAGAGCUGAAAAAUAACCACCUGAAAGUCUUUUUGUGUUGUGUGCAUUCUGUGUGUAAUAAUUUUUGACAGCCACAUUUUUAGCAGCUGUGUAGAACAGAACAGUGACGAGGCCUGACACCUUGUGGCAGGGUGUUCCACAGGGUGGUCACCACCAGCAAAAAAGGGCCACAGCUACCCCUAACUCACAGGGCCCCAGAGCACGAGGAGAAGAGCAUACAAAAUAAAAUCUUGUCAUCACUGGCGAAGACAAGCAACUGACCAAAUAUUUAAAAAAAUAUUUAAAUUUUAAAAAAUAGCUGAUUUACCAUCUGCUUCAUUACAUGUAAACGUAUUUGCUUUGCCACUAAAACCGAUUGAUAGAUGGUUUCUCGGGUAUGUUCCAUGUGGACUGGCACAGGUUUAGGAGGAAAGGCAUGGUAGCAAUUUGAUUAAUAAUGCCCUUAUUAAUAACCUUAAUAAAAGUGAGAUAGAAAUGUAAUAAAAGGCUGUAACAAGUGGCGUAUUUUCUGCAGUAACACACCAGGGAAAGAAAUAUCACCUCAGAGUGAACAUGUGUACCUUUAAAUCUCAAUCCCAUUUAUUAAAAUUUGCCUUGGCAGCUUAAAAGGAUAGAGCUUCUGAAACUUUAGUUGCUUAUUGCAUCAUACAAUAAGCCCCAGUUUUGCUAUAAACACUGCUGUAUUUUUUUUAGUAAUUGCUUGUGGUUUGCUAAUUUUGUACAGGCAAAAAAAAGGCUUGCUGCUGCACUUAAGUCUUAAUUAUCUGUAAGCUUCUUGCUAAGGAUGCAAAACAUGUAAAUCAGAAUUGUGGCCCAAGGCAGUAACAUCUCCAGUUGCUCUUGCCCUGGGUAGCUGAGGAGUCAAAUUUUGAACACUUCAAAUAAUUGGGGUUUGAGCAUCUCUUGAAAGUUCUGCUUGCAUUUGUUAGCAAGCAAGUUUAUGUAUACAGGCCGAAAUAUGAUCAGUGCUGCUGAAGCAACUGGCAGAAUGUCAAUGCUGUAAUGAGCUCCUUGUUGACACAUCCCUUUUCCAGGACUAAACUUAGUGUGGUUGGGUGUUUCUGUCUCUGCCUGGCUUGUUUACCUGCAAAGGGCGCAAGGAGACGCUCAUCUCAGCCCCAUCUUUGGCCUGAAAUAAGAGUAUGAUGCCCCUCCUGACUUCACAAUAUCGUGUAAUUAUAUGUGCACUAGAAAGAAAAACAGGGUUGAAAAAUAUCUCUGCCUUUUGAAACCCGAUCAGUGAAAUGUAAACACCGUCGGGUCUUUGUGUGAUUUACGAUAUAGGGAGAGGGGAAUAAAUAGGACCCGAUUCACAAAGAAGUAUUGCCUUGAUGCUUAAGAAAAGAGUUUGACUCUUGUAUCAAAUUCAUUUACUUCAACAUUGGUGCUCACAUGUACAAGCGUCUCAAAUUGUCCAUGCUCUCUCUGUGAUUAGGACUGUAAGUGUAAACAACUACCACUAAUAAUAAAUUCUGUACUGAAAUAAGCAAAAUUUGGCAAGCUGGAAGUUACACAAAUAGUGCAUAAUUUGUUUUGGGCCUGUGAUCUGCAUGGCAAUGCGCUAUACAGGGCACUGAAGCUGUGCUCUAGUGCCAAUGGAAUUCUUCCUGAACUCCACUCCAUCUUCAGAGAUUUCUCCAAAUUUUGGAGAUUUUAAACAACAACAAUUAUCUGAGCUGCAAGGGCUAAGAACUUCAUUUUUUUUCUUUUUGAUUAUUAAAACCUGGAGUUGCUGAGUUCUACAGCUAGUGCCUUUUCUGCAUUUGCAUGGAAACAACAGAUUUGAAACAGCCUAGUCGGUGAUCUUCAGAAUUCUGUUAAAAUCAAAUUUCCUAUCUUCUUCUUCUUUGGCGAUCACUCAUAGCCGAGUAAGAUUGUCUUCCAUAAACACGGUUUUAACAAUGAGCCCGUAAGUGACUGGAGGCCAAUUCUGGAUCCACACGAACUUCCACAGUGGGAACAUUGGUUUCCAGGUGGGAGUUGAUCACGGUGUGGAUUUGCCAAGUGUGCCUUCCUCUUAGCACGUUUCUCCCCUGCGUCCUGAGUUCGAAUGUCUUCAAAGCCAAUGACACCUUUGGUAAAGGCUGUUCUCCAACUGGAGCGCUCGCAGGCCAGUGUUUCCCAGUUGUCAGUGUUUAUACUACAUUUUUUUAGAUUUGCCUUGAGACAGUCUUUAAACCACUUUUGUCAGAUUUCCUAUAGAGAAAUGUCGUUGUCUGACUCCUUUCCUUUUGCCUGCUGGUCACAAGUGCCCAACUCAGUUUUCAAUGCAUCUUCUUUUUAAUUAGAGGUGAUGCUGGCUUUCAGGUUCCUUCCUGCACUCAGAUUGACCUGGAGCCAAAUGGCAUCUGCAGGUUGCAUCAUUUUGGGGUAUUGCCAGCUGAUGCAAAGCGGCCUUGUCAUCAGAACAGAACAGAGACAUGGGUAACCCAGCCACUGGGUUCUGGCUACUGCGUUUGUAGAAAGCAAAGCGAUAUUAGCACCUGGGGAAAGACGAGCUUUGGCUUUAAUUUAAUUCAGUAAUUUUGUUUAUGACCACAGCAGCAAAUGAAAGCAUGUACGAAUUGGUUAAAUGCUGAAACAUCAAAGUAGGUGCUGUGAGCCCAUGGGAGGAUCUGAAUGCCACACAGGAAAAGCUGGAAGAUCACUUGCAGCUGGGAAUUGCAAGUGGGGAGAGCGCGGUUGCAUGCAAGACCUGUUUGUGGGUUUGUCUCUCAACACAAUUCCCAGUACAAAGACUCCAUACUCGUACCUUCCUGAUCCAGGUAUAAAAGGAAUACAGCAAACCACAUAUAGCCACAGCAAGAUGGAGAAAGCUGGAAGUUUCCAUCCUUGGCUGUUAAUGCCUAUGCCAAAAAAACCCCCCACCAUAAUACAGUGUUUCUCAAACUUGUUGGACUACAGCUCCCAUUGUCCCUGACCACUGGUCUGCUAGCUAGGGGUGAUGGGAGUUGUAGUUUGAGAAACACUGCCUUAAUCACACUUUCAAAGAGUCUCAGCAGCAAAUUGUAGGGGGAGAGAAACCUGGGGAUUAUUUUCAUGCUUAGCACAUUGUAUUUCGUAACAGAUAAGAGGCUUCCCAACUAAGUGCCUUUUUCCUUUAAGGUGGCACUUUUCACUAUCCUUCUGCACGAGGAACGUAAAAUCCUCCAGCUGCAGAAAAUGUGAGGAGGCAGAGGGUUGGCUAGAGAAAGAAGAACUCUCCUCCAUGUGUUCAAUGCACUUUUUUUUUUGUUGUUCCACAGUCAUCGAGGAGGCGAACUGGCUCACCCUGUCACAGGACCUAGAGAAGCCUGGCAAGGGCUUUGACGCUGUCAUCUGUUUAGGAAACUCUUUUGCACACCUCCCAGAUUUUAAAGGUGAGUGUUGCAAGGCUGGUUACAUGCUCCUGGGGUCAGUAAGCAUUGUCCAGUGCUAUAGAAAGCGUUGAGUGACUGAGCCUUCUAGCCAUGAGGGCUAUGCUCUCCGAUGGUCAGGAGCACUAAUGCUUCUGUAUACUGGUUGCUGGAAACUGCAGGAUGGGAGAAGGCUCUUGUGCUCUGGUCCUUUGGUUCCCCACAGGCUUCUGGGUGGCCACUGUGAGAACACGAUGCUGGACUGGACGGGCCAUUGGCCUGAUCCACCUGGCUAUUAUUGCAUACUUUCCUUCAGAGCCCUUUCCUCAGGCUACCCAUAGUUAAGAAGAUGGUGGGCGAUUGGGAAGUGAUCCAUAAUGAAUUGAAAAAAAUGUUUAAAAGUACUUCCCCUCCAAAAAACACCCAGAGUCCUUUCUGUUGGGGAUAAUUCAGACCAAAAUUCCCAGGUGUCAAAAAGGGUUAUUUAUGUAUGCCACUACUGUGGCCCGUGUUUUGUUAGCCCCCAAAUGGAAAAACGAGCGAGGUCCCAACCAAACAAGAAUGGCAACUUAAGCUGAAAGAAUAUGCGCAGCUUGCAGACUUAACAUAUAGAAUAAGAAAACAAGAAGAACAUAUGUUUAGAGAAAAUUGGAAAACGUUUAUUGAAUAUAUGGGAAAUAACUCUUUGCAGCUGAAAACGCUGGCAGCAUUAAGAUAAAUCCAACAGUGUAAAUAAGUUUUGAUGGGUGUAAUAAUGGAAUACUGAAUGGUGUAGUUUUUGUAGAAUAUGUAGGAAUUUAUGAUAUGUAAAUUGAACCACGGAAAGAGAAGGGAAGUCACUGAUAUCUUAAGGAUGUAAAAAUGAGUACUUUAAAUUGUUAAAACAGAAAAUUUAAUGGAGCACCAAGAAGGAAAACAGUACACAGUCUCAGUUUCCAGAGGAGCAUCCCUUAUAAAGUGCUUGUGAUGCCACAGGACUCCUUUUUAUGUGUGAAAGCAAGUUGAUAUUUGAGCAAGGAUGCAAUCCACCUCAGAUUGGUUGCGAGUACGGGUGGGAAGCCUGUGACCACCCAAAUGUUGCUGGACUACACUUUUAUUCAUCCCUGACCAUUGGCUAUGCUGACUGAGGCUGAUGGGAAGUGGAAGUCCAACUAGAUAUGGAGGGCUGCAGAUUCCCCCAACCCUCAGUUAAGGAAUCUCAUACACACAUGUCCAUCUGAUCUAGACUGGGUGUAAGACCAGUGAAGAAGAGGUGUGUCUGUGCCAAUAAAUUGUACAUUUACUUAAUAUUUAUAACUUCCAAGAUCCCUUGCAACAGCUCUAAGAGAUCAGACAGAGGGAGUUGUUUGCUGCAUGCCAGCCAUGAAGGAGGCACAUACUUUUAUUAUUUAUAUAGCACUAUCUGUGGUGCUAGAGAGAAAAGGUUUUCUGCCCUGAGGUUGCAAUCUGCUUUUGACAAUGGGGCAAUAAGCCUGGGUAGGAGGGAAUGGUAAUGAGCGAAUGCAGGUACACAUCCUUAGAUUCGUUCCUGUUUUGAGGUCCGGUUCCGGUCAAGAUGGAGGAGACAAGGUGAAUCUGGCUACUCCCUAAUUGAAGGCAAGAUUUAUGCUCCUAAUCUAUUUCUUGGCACCAGUUAAUCUGCCUCCCCAUUCUACCUUUUAAUGCUUUAUUAGAGCUCUUCUCAAAGUUGCGAUUUAUGUUCUACCCUGCUAUUUUAUCGGACUAACAACCUCCAUCGUGAGGCUGCAGGAAGUUGCAGGAAAGGAAAAGCUGAGCUCUCUUCCAGCCCCCCUGAAUGAGAGGCAUUAUUAAUGAGUUUCUAUAGCCUCACAAGGCUGACAACUUCAUUUUGAGCAAGGCUCAACAACCUGCUUCCAGUAAUAAAUAUUGCAAAGAGGCUUAUGAGCAAACGAGACUAAAACACUCCCUAUGCGAAGACGCCGAGUCCUCUGUCGAAGUUAGAAACUAGAACCAACUGAUUACCCGAGGAACUGAAAGCAAGUUUGGCUCAAUAAUUUUUAUUUGGCAUCAGCUAUUAUCUUAUCAUCUGUCAGAGAUAUCAGUAAGCUUCAAUGGCAACCACCGUAAAUCCCUGCCUUCGCUAGUGAGUCUCUUUAAGUGUUAACACCCAGACUCUGGCAUUUGCCAGGGCAAGGUUAAACUCCCCCGGAGCAGAGGGUCAUCAAAGAACUGCUGAUAUUCCUGUUUUGAGGAAGCUUUGGUAAACCCAAAGCUUAAUAGCUGGUUUUCAGAGGAUUUGAAAAAAGAGAAGCUUCACCACACGGGUAGGGAGUUGCAGGCAUAAGAAGUGACAAAGGGGUGGUGGCGGAUAAAAGUCUUAAGAAAGUGGGAGGUAUUUAGAUGGUCACCAGGAAUAUAACUGGAAAUAAGGCCAGGAAAAGUAGGGUAAUGUGCAGGUUAGACUGCAGGUCUUAUCUGAAACUCCAUUGCCUUUUAACACCUUGCUCCUUGGUGAUAACUUUUUUCUAACGCUAGCUCGAGCAACCAGAGUCCACAGCAAUUAUCUCUCACCUCAUGUACCUGUCCGUACAAAAUACUGUGGCUGACCUGUAAGAUAAUCCCAACUCUCACCAUGCUUCUUGAUGUUAAUUGCAUCUGCUGCAUAUUGCAAGGCAGGGAGAGUGCUGGCCACACCUCCUCUCCAGUUCCUCUGAACUGACUCUUCCAGCUGUGCCUUUAUGUCCAGCUACGCUGUGCUGGGAGUUAGGAUUUGUCAAAAGCCCACCUACUUUGCAGAGUCAUUCUUUACCACAGAAACUUGCAAGUAAUUGUUUUUUGGGACAAUAGGGUCUCUUGCAACCUACUGCAAACAAGUUUGUUCACUUAAAAUAUCAGCACUGCUUUUCAUUUUUAAAAAGCAGUGUGCAUAUUGAUUUUAAUGUUCUUUUUGAUCACUAAAACAAAAACUAGACGCAGCAGCAGGAAACAAAACAGCCAACUAUGAUGGCAGAGCAAAAAGAAAGGAAGAUAUUAACCUGCCUUCUGAAAAGGAAGGUUGAAUAAUGAAAGCCAAUACUGUUUUGGGGCUGCCACAGAAAAGGCCCUGCUUCUUUUCGAGGCUAGUCUACACUACAGAAAAGAUGGAACAUUUAGCAGGGCAACAUUGGUAGAUCUCAAAUGCUGGGUUUAUAUGAGGCUCUCAAAACCCAGAAACAACAUAGUUCUAGUUUGACGGUGAAGAGAAUAUAUGACCAGGCCUCUCAGGUUUUAUGCAUAUGUGAAGAAUCUCCCUCUAGCUGCAGUAAGGAAUUUAAUUCAUAGUUGUCUCUUUUCCUAGGUGACCAAGCUGCCCAUAAACAGGCUCUGAAGAACAUUGCCAGUAUGGUGCGUCCAGGUGGCAUCCUUGUCAUUGACCACCGUAAUUAUGACUACAUCCUCGAAACAGGCUGUGCCCCUCCUGGGAAGAACAUUUACUACAAGGUACUUCCUAGAAAUAGGUCUUUUGCCAAAGCUUUGUAGUAGUGAUGGUAGCCCUUUUAAUAAAAGGAAACCAUUUCUCCGACUUUCAUGCUUCCAGCAAUCAAUUCAGGCAGAGAAGAACAUGGUGCCAUUCUGCAUUGUACACCCCACCUUGAAUGCAGCUCCAUGCCCAAAAGAGACAAUUCAGGGGCAAAGGAAGUGCAUCGAGGAAAAUGCAUCUAGCAUAGUUAUUUCCCAAAUGGCCUAGGCUAGCACACACAGUGAAUUUUACAGGUGGAGGAGACACAAGAUAUUGCACUUGCAUUCUGAGAUGGUGUAGUCUCAUAAAGACAAUAUGAAGUUCUCUGGAUGUUUGAGCUAGCAUUUGAACCGGCACCUGUCCUGGGUUCGUAAUUAGAAUAGGAAUAGCUCCUAUGUGUAUUUUUUUUAUCUGUAUCAACAACAGAGAGAAGGGAGGGGUUUUGAGAGCGUGCUCACUUAUGGCUUAUGUGUGUGGUACGGAAGCUGUACUACCCAGGACAGGAUGGGGAUGUGCAGGGUUGUUAAGGCAGCAGAGAGCAUUGUUGGCUGCCCACUCUCUACCUUAGAGCAGAUUUAUGCCACAAGGUGCCAUAGGAAGGCACUGGACAUAGUAAAAGAUCCAUCGCAUCCUGGUCACUGUCUCUUCGAGCUCUUGCCAUCGGGACGGAGAUACAGGACGAUGAAGACAAGAAUGAGCCGUCUUAAGAACAGCUUCUUCUCCAGAGCGAUCUCGGCCCUGAAUGGGAAGCCCGGACUUUGAAAGUCAUCUAAUCUCCCUUGCUGUAUUAUACUGUAUUGAUUAAUUAGUGUUUUCAUAGAGCAGUCAAGUAAUUUCGUUGUCCCCGAAGGGGGCAAUGACAAUAAAGAUGAUAUUAUUAUUAUUAUUAUUAUUAUUAUUAUUUAUGGGGAAGAUGUGUCAAUUGCAUAGCCUGGACUAGGAUUGCAUUGGGCUAAUCACAAUGAACUAGUCAAGAAUGCACCAAACAAGAAAGGGAAUGAAAACUAGAAGUUUAUUUUUUCUCUUUCCCCGCCCCUCUGUCUUAGAGUGACUUAACCAAGGACAUCACUACAUCUGUACUUCUUGUGAACAACAAACCGAACAUGGUGACGCUGGACUAUACAGUACAGGUGCCACCUGAGGGGAAUGAUGGAAGCCCGGAACUAAGGUAUAUUCUGUUCAGACCUCAUGUGCUAUCCAGAGUCUUCAGCCUAAUAGCAAAUGUGGGAGCAUCCAGUUACUUGGUAAGGUUGGGUGGGAGCUAACAGAUGUCUGGGUCCAGAUCAGCCAAGGCUGAUCUGCGUUUGGGGCCUGCUACUAAGAACCAUCAGAUUGGCAGAUAUCAGAAUCGGGGCCUUUUCAAUGGUGGCCCCACAGCUUCCUUCCUUUAGGUGUUUAUGCCCUGCUCACUGGUGGCUUUUCAUACACUUUAAACUCUGCUUUUACUUGCUGGCUUCAUGUUUUAGAUAAGUCAGUUGGUUUUGUUUAAUGUUUUAUUGUUUGAUAUAUUACAUGUUGCCUUGUAAGGGUGUUACCUGAAAAGGCAAGCUGUUCAUUAAAUGGGCUAUAACUAGAAGAUACCCAUGCCGUAUCCAGCCAUGUUGAAAAAACAGCUCCCAGCCAACAAGAUUCUCUUCCUUUAAAUUGGCUCUGAAAGAUGGAAUUACUGGAGAUUAUAGCCACAUCCAGGCACUUACCUGAACACGUGGCGGCUUAAAUUGAGCAACACCCCAAGGCACACCAGCAGCUCUUCAGCUAUUUCCGCAAUUAGCUCAAAAGUAUGAAAGAGCUUCUAAGACUUGUUCAAUCUACAACUGUCCCUGUGACUGGAAAUUGUGAGAUGUCACAGUUCCCGACUAAGAAGGAGGGUUUCUAAGUGCGUUCAGUCAAAUGUGCUUCGAAUGCCUUCACCCCUUUGUGCCAACCACACAUGCGUCUGUCCCUCACCUCUGGUUUACCAUGCUUGCGUGUGCACCUCUGCCCCUAGUUUAACCCUUCACAUUCCUAUUCAAAGGUGAAACCCAAUCACAUUCUGUUAAGGAUGUUUGCGUAGGAAAAGCAAUACUGUGUGCUCCAACAAAUAUGCAUGGCUAGAGUACAGCUUAAUGGGAUGCGGGUGGUGCUGUGGGUUAAACCACAGAACCCAGGGCUUGCCAAUCAGAAGGUUGGCGGUUCGAUUCCCCGUGAUAGGGUGAGCUCCCAUUGCUCGGUCCCUGCUCCUGCCAACCUAGCAGUUCGAAAGCACGUCAAAGUGCAAGUAGAUAAAUAGGUACCACUCCAGUGGGAAGGUAAAUGGCGUUUCCGUGUGCUGCUCUGGUUCACCAGAAGCGGCUUAGUCAUGCUGCCCACAUGACCCGGAAGCUGUACGCCAGCUCCCUCGGCCUAUAAAGCGAGAUGAGCACUGCAAGCCCAGAGUCGUCCGCGACUGGACCCUAAUGGUCAGGGGUCCCUUUACCUUUACCUAGAGUACAGCUUAUCCAGCUUAGGGAGGAUGCAGAGAUCUUUGCAUGUUUUAUUUUUAGCAAUAAACCAAACUUUCUUCAGCCCAAAUGGUGGUGGGGCCAGAGGCAAAGCAAGAAAUGUGGCUUCUACCUUUGUACAGUGGGCUGCAAAGGUUAAGUUUCUUUCCAUCCUGGCAAGCAAGAGACAGGUAUUUCAGCAAGGCAAAAUAACUUGGAAAGGUGUGGAGCAGGGCUAGUGAUUGGUGUGGCCUGGAUGGUGAGUUUGGGCUCUGGGCUGGAGAUUUCGCCCUAUCUGCAGCUUAAAAAGUAAAGGAGCGCUGAUUCUCCAGGUUGAGCCAUCACCCCACUGCAAUACCUUAUCACUGAAAGGGAUAAAAUGAGCUUCACUGCUCACUACUGCAGUCGCUUCAAGGUUGGUGAUGAAACAGCACAGAGAAUAAGUGUGGCAGCCAAGAUCUGUAGCGGGAGAUUUAGGAACCAGAAAGCAAGAGGAUGCUGGAUGGGUAGUGCACCUGCUACAUGUAUACACAAGUAAGAUUUUUGGGGGAAGCUGCCGAGCAGACAGCUGCUAACGUUUCUUUUGUGUAUGUCUCACCAGCCAGUUCCGCCUCUCCUACUACCCCCAUCGCCUGGAGCCUUUCACAGAACUGCUGAAAAACGCCUUCCAGUGCCCGUGUGAACACAGCGUCUUGGGGGACUUCAAGCCUUACACCCCGGGCCAGCAGUACAGCCCAUGCUAUUUCAUCCAUGUGGUGAAGAAAACAGGCUGAGAAUUAUUCCGCGGACGACUCCAGCAGGCGCAGACGGUUUGUCUUCAGCUGCUGGAGGGGCCAGUGGGGGUGCAAGCGGCAGUGAAUGUGCUUAAGAGGUACCUGAACCAGAAGAGGAAGUACUUGAAGGAGUCUUUCCCCUCCCCUCCAUCUUGCCCUUUUCUAAGGGGGAAAUCUAGUUAAUCUGCUUUGGGAGACUGGAGGAGCCAUUGCUCAAAUCAGGGAGCUCUUGAGGGAAGAAGGUGGCAAUGGCUUGCUUUGAAUCUGAAUCAUAUGCAAGGUCACAUGAGCUUACUAAACUUUGUUUCUUGAUAACUUUUUGGUUUUUGCUUCUCUGCCUUGAGAUUGCCUCAAUGAUUCGCACUGAUGCUUGAAAUUCCGAAUGAAUGUGGUUGUGUGUGUGUUUCUUUGGGGUGGGGAGGAGGGAUGAGCAAAUACGUGUGCUUUAGCUACACCUGGAGUAAUGGCCAGUUUGGGAACCUCAUUAGUUUUGAAGGUGGCAGAAGAAAAAAGAAGAAAACACAGCAGUGUCUCCUGAGCUGGAGUGUUUAUGUGAGUGAGGGUAGCCACUGGCAUGCAACCCUUAUAGGGUCAGUUGGGGGGGGAUUGCCCACCUUUGGCUCUUGGUGCUCACAGUGAGGAGACCUUUUGGCUGGGAGUAUCUUCUGCCUUCUGAUGAAGGAAAAGUGCUGCAAAGUUCCCAUUCAUUUCAGCAGGCACUUAAGGGCACUCCUUAAAAUACAUUGUGCCCAGAGAUCUUGAUCAGGGACAAUUGGACGGAGUUAAUGGUGGCACUCUGAUUAGCUUUCAUGUAUUUGACUUUUAGCACUCCCCCCUGAAACAUUUCUGGCAGUAGAGCCCCACCAUCUCCUCCCCCAGUGUUCCCAAACAACUGGUAAUACUCUAUUUCGCCUUGCCAACAGAGCCAGAAAAACAGGUUUCACAGGUUGGUGUUGGCAGUGAAUGAACUAUGGUAGUAAAAGUUACUGGUAGAGAUUUUACUUGAUCUGGACCAGGAUGAGGCCAUGCUCUGUUAAGGAUCAACUGUGUAUUUUGGUGUUGUUGUGAGACCUGAUACAGCUCCUGAAAACUUAGGUAGCAGCCAAGACAAGUGCCUUUUAGCAGCAUAACUGUUUUGCUAGUAUGGUACAAACAGUAGUAACCUCAGGGCUGGAUGACUGAUUACAGUGUGUUUUAUGUGGGGGGAAACUGUCUGGAAAUCUUUGUUAGUUCAGAAUGCAAUUUCUUGUUUAAUCACACGAGCAGCCAGACAAAAAAAUUCAAAAGGAUGAAUCUGCUUUUUUGAGUUCUUGUGGCAUGCAAUAAAAGUUUGUGGACACUUUGCUGCAGUUUUACACAAGACUUUAGGCUGCCAGCCUGAGCUGCCUUGCUCCAUAGCUGGAAAACGGGGAGCUGAAUCCCCUCCCCUCCUGGCAAAUGCAGAAGUGGUAGGUUAAGUCCAGCAAGCCAAAGAGUACAAGGUUAUCAGUCUCUCUUCUCCCCCCCCCAACAAUAAAAAAUGGGAAUAUUUUACCUUAUUGCUACAAUUGUAAACACCAAUGAGAUUAUAUUAUAUUGGCAGAUUACAUAAAUUUGGCAAAAUGGUGAAGGAGCCAGCAUGGGAACAAGACCAGUUCUACAAAACACUUAAUUAAAUAUGUGACUGCAUUAAGCAUCAGAGUGCCCUACAGGAAGGAAGGUGAGCUCUGCUCUGCUUUGAUGGUUUUCUCUUUCUCCCUCCGAAAAUCUUAGUUCAUAAAAGGCACUAAAGAGCAUUUACGUCAUUCUGGCAAAGAAACAGGAUUUUUAUUUAUCCAUUCUUAGACACAGCCACUGCACCACCACCCAAAUAUUCAUGGGCCCAGGUUUUCCACUGGGUGUUCAAGAAACCUGAACUUCUCAUAUAUAAGCAAGGGCGCUGAGAACUCCUGAGGAUUAGCUUGAGAGAGUUCUUAGCCAGCUAAGCAGCCAGUAGUCUCAGUUCCAUGCCUAGAUCCCAUUUUCAGUUUUUCUCACUCACCUGGCCAUUGGAAUCCACUGUUUUCACUUCUCCAGCAGAACCGACAACAACACAUCAAAAAUUUCUUCCAGAUUCCAUGGAAUUAUACAGUUCCAACCAUAUGUAUCCCUUUCUUUCUGGUCCUGCUGGAUCCUUAAUCAAGCAGCAAAUCUCUGCUGGAUUAGUUUGUAUCUAAGCAGUUCUGGUUCGGAAACAGACGGCUGCAGCCUUGUUGCAGCUUGUACAAAGUCCUCCAUGGUUAGAGUUAGGUCUGAAGUCUCUGUGUCUAGCCCUGGAGAAAAAGAGCAAAAUGGUUGCCAAAAAAGUUAUUCAUUUUAGACAUGUCAGAUGCUGCACACCCACAAACUGUUCCUGGGUAUGCAAAAUGGGGCGGGGAGCAGUGGAAAGAUGCAAAAACUUCUACAAGUCUUUCAAGUGCAGAGAGAAACUCGGACAACUGUGAAUAGUGCUCCAAAGUGCAAAACUCUCCCUAAGAGUUUUCACAGUGCACUGAUUCUUUGCACUGGACAACAUCUCAUUUCCACAAUGUUUUACCAAAUGACAGAAUCAUAACAGCUGGAUCAAGACCCACUUAUGCCAGUCUCUCAUAGAUAUGCGUUUAACAGGUUCCCACCUCAAGCAAAGUCAGUUCAGUCCAAUCCAGAUAGCACAAUUAGACCCCCACAAGUAACUCAACCUAUUUUCCAAAGAAUGUCUCAAGAACAGACCCAAGGGUGGCACAGGUAGCAGCAAUACAGAAAAUCCUGAGAGACGCAUCACAGGGAAAAUAAUAUAUUCCACCCUCAGGUCUGAAAUUACACCACAGCCUGUAAAAAGGAGGAGCCUUUCUAUAGAUCAUUUCCAUAAAAGGAGCCCAAGAACAAAGGAAUAUUUUACCCUUCCCGUUAUUGCCUGCUAAUUCCUCUCAAUUACACACACCUUUGUCUGCCAAGUGUCCCAGAGGCGUGAGACCAAUCUGACUUCCUACUCCACUAUUUAGAACUGAUCUUUGCUUAUUGAUAUGCAAGUCCAAACAGAAGGAUGUAAAGCAGUAAUAGUUUUGCCAAACACUUGAUCAAACGUUUAUUUAAAAUAUUUGUAUUCUGCCUUUCUACCCCAUCACUGGAGAUGAAUGGACACAGUAAAGAGUUCAGUUAUCUUGUUCACUGAAUUAGAUUCAAAGAAACAAUGGCCCAUGAAGAACAUUUUUCUCUUUCCAGAACCUGUCCAUCAUCCUGUCUUAACUGCCUGCUGUGCAUUUUUCUUAGCAGAUUUGAAUCUAGCUGAGCUUUGCCAGUUCCUUACCUUCCUCUAUCCACGCCACUUUUCUUUUGAUAGCAGACAUCAUGGCAUCUGAGCAGAGUGCGUAUAUGUCUGCUCCCGUUAGCUGUACGGGACACUUGUCAAGGAUACCAAGGAGACUGACGGAAGGAUCCAGCUUAAACCUACCAAGGAAGAAUAUAUCCAAGGCUUAGUAUCAAAGAAAGAUUGUUGUUAGACUGCAGCCCGUCUGAGAGCUGUGGACAGAAAGGAAUAACCCCAAAUCCCAGGUUCAAAUGAGUGUGAUCAUAGAAAUGUAGAGUUGGAAGGCACUCCGAGGAUCAUCUAGUUCAGGGUUUCCCAAACUCGGAUCUCUAGCAGUUUUUGGACUGCAACUCCCAUCAUCCCUAGCUAGCAGAACCAGUGGUCAGGGAUAAUGGGAACUGUAGUCCAAAAACAACUAGAUAGCCAAGUUUGGGAAAUCCUGAUCUAGUCUGACUCCCUGCAAUUCAGGAUCAUGCAGCUGUCCCAAACGGGGUUCAAACCUGCAACCUUAGCAUUAUCAGCGCCAUGCUCUAGCCAACUGAGCUAUCCAGGCCUAAUGUGGCAAACACCAAACGAGAAUUAUCGGUCUCACAAUAGCACACACCUCUCUUGGGAAGAUUUGCAGCCAAUUUAACAUUCACAGCUUUCUAAGAUCAGAAACUUCAUAGUGCAAGGUUGUCUGCUCUACUUUUCUUUUAACAAAAGCAGCAAAAGGAGGUGCUGAUGCAGUGGGCUAAGCUAUCAAGCCCAAAUCAGCAGAGGCUGUUAAUCCAGUUUUAACCUAUACUGCAGUUCUGCUGCUUUCACCACUCCAUAAAGAGUAUAAGACAACCCUGCCGGAUCAAGCCAAAGGCCCAUCCCAUUCUCACAAUGGCCACCUAGAUGCCUAUGAAAAGCCUGCAGAUCAGGACCUAAACACGGCAUCUUUUAAUUCGCAGCAACUGGAAUGCAGAGGUAUGGUGCUUCCAACAGUGUGGAUAGAGCAUAGCCUUAUCCUUCAUGCAUUUGUUACAGUAAAUUGGUUUGCUUAAAACGGGAAGCAAUCAAAUAAGCCUCAUGCUCAAGAGCAGAAGGGAAUGCACAAGGACAGCACUUAUUCACAAUUUUGCAGCCCAUGAUGUGAAAGAUCUUCUGAAUGCAAACCAGCAAGUUGCAGUUGUACUUAGCUGCUUGUAGGAGUGGAGGUACCACUUUGCACAGACUUCUCUUCCCCUGCGGAGUGAACAGCUAUAUACAAGGAAUACUAAGGCCAUGAAAUAUUGGGAAUCACAGGGCUUUCGCUUUGUCACUACUUUUAUUUUAUGGUAGGCACUCACUUUCUGGUGAUAGCAUUUAGUACUUGCAGCUGAGAGUCUCGGUCUUCAUUUAUACCCACAUAGACCAAUUUAUCAAAUCUGCCAGGGAAACAGACAAUAAAGAGACAAAGUGCAGUUGUCCAAUAUACAUACAUGCUAUUCAGAAAACACACACAACCCCAAGAAGAUCUGAGAACAGACUUCUAUUGUUAGGCUGUGGAGCUUUUAAUUCAAUAUAGCAAACAUUUUCCAAGUAGCUCCACUCACAGUGUGCAAAGAAAUGAGAAGAAAAAAGUGCAACCUUCAAGAAAGCCUGUGCCUGGCUCUGUGCAUAACUGAUACCUUCUACAAUGAAGAUGGGGGCUAUUUUGACUAGGGCACUUGCCUAGGGCCCACAGGGGAAGUCUUAUUCAUUUUCUAUAGAAGUUAAAGGGGCCCUUUUUGGUAGCCUGCCGUGUCCCAUGAUUUCCACCUGUUUUUAGAAUGAUGUUGGUACUUUAAAACAUUAGUAAAUUUUAUUAAGUUGUCUGCCAAGACCUCCAGCAAUUUUCAAGUGGUCUACGGGGGAAAAACCUUUGAAAACUAUUGCGCUAAAUUAGAGCAAAUGAAUGCAUCCAGCACCAAAUAGGCAAGGAAGAAGCAACAAAUUGUCUGUUAUUUUGCGUGGAAAAGCACUUCAAGACCUCACUUUGGGCAGAGGAUUUGUCUGCCAAAAAUGUAACACAAACAGAACAGAAGGGACAGGCAACCUCUUAGUGCUUCACAUCUUAACUUGCUUUCAAAGACUUGCAACAAGUGAGGGAGUGGGGAGUUAGGAUACUACACUAAUCUAACUUUGUCCUUGUCUCUACUGUAACUAAGUCAUGGUACACACAAAUGAAGUAAUCACAUCUUUUGUUUCCCUGUCUAUAUUUUAGAUUUUAAGAGCCAGAGAUCUGUUAUACCUGUUCUUUGUAAAGUGCCACGUAUAUACAUGUGCUGUGUGUGUGUGUGUGUGUGUGUGUGUGUGUGUGUGUAAAACCAAUAACAGUGAGAAUCAUACCUGCCUGGCCGGAGCAAUGCUGAAUCUAGAAGAUCAGGUCUGUUUGUAGCUCCAAUAACGAAGACAUCUCGAGAAGAAUGAAGUCCAUCAAGUUCUGCUAGUAGCUGAGACACCACUCUACCAAGGGGAAAAAGAAAAGAUUUUUAAAUGCCACAAAUCCUAGUGCAGCCAUUGAGCAAGUCAACUCAUUACUCCAAACAGUACAUACACAAAGCACUGGUUCAGAUAGGUAUGACCAAGCUCUUAAGCUCAAAAGUAUUACUGUACUAGUUGCUAUGCACCACUGAGAGAAAAACUACUUGCUUUGAACGAAACAGUUCUUAACAGACAAGGUAGGGCAAUGGGGAUGUACAAGCAAGUCACUAACUUUGCAGAGUGAAGUAAGAAUCAAAAAUAGAACUUUUCUUCUCACAGCAAGAGCAUCACGUCUUGGAAGAUUGGCAAAAUCCAGUAUCUUCCUAUAUCUCUCUAGAACUGUAAGGUCCCACUUCUCACAAGAGGCAGACAUCGAUUCUAAGAAUCUUAAAGAUUCACCCUGCUUUACAAAUUUCUCAUCUGACCAUUGCCGUAUUCUUCUUGUUCAAUGACCGAGUUAUAUUCUGCUUCAGGUGACAGAACAAACCAACAUUUGGUUAGUGCUAGAGCCAAACUGGAGAUUUUUAUUAUUUUGUGUUAUAUACUGCUUAACACCGUAGUCUCUAAGUGGUGUACAGUAAGGUUGCAAAAGAUAUAAAAAGAUAAAAUCAGUUUAAAUUAACCAUUAAAAAUAAGAAAACUUAAAUGCAAGCAGAUAUAAAAAAGGUCUGCACCAAUUGCCAGAAGUUCAACUGGAAGGAAAUCUAUCUGAUCUCAGCCGGGAGUGAGUUUUGACAGAAAUGGGCCCACAGUACUGAACACCUGGCAGGUAUGAGCCAUGCAUCUAAGUCAUGGGGACAGACUGGGCAGGGAUAGAAGGAAUCAGAUGGUGCUCAUGGUAUCCUAGACACCAGUUGUUGCGGGCCUUCCAUAUGAAUAUAAAAACUUGGCCCAAUGGCAUAAGGGCAGCUAGUGCAAGCUUUGAAGCACCAAAUGCCUAGGCAGGUAUUAGGCAUCAAAUACCCAGGGCAGUUGAUAUGCCUGUGAAGGCAGUUUUCAGCUGGGAUCCAGAGAUGAAGUCAUAUUUUGCUAGUGCUUUAUAUAUAGAGAGAGAGAGACAUUUUGUUGAAGUUAACCUUGGUUGCAGGAUCUGCUUUUUGUUCUAUUACAUCAAAAUACAAAAAGAUUGCUGCAUUAACAUUAGCGGCUGCCUUGAAUGCCUUGAAUAUCCCACAUAGAAAGGUGGGAUAUUAAGAUUUUCGAUAAAAUUUAUUUUCACCCUUUCUAUCUUCUAAAACUAAGCCCCAAUGCAGAAAAAAAUAGGAUCAUCAAAGCUAAGGUUCAGGGACCAAAGACAACCUGUGUGCCAUCAGGGAGUGGGGCACCCCAGCCUUUAUAGUGUUUAUACAUUUGACAGUGGGAGUCCAGGUUUUAUGGAACACAUCCAGAUACCUCCGGCCUGCCUGGAUCAUUAUAUC